This is a messenger RNA of Eimeria maxima, 492 nucleotides long. RefSeq lists its product as hypothetical. The transcript has 5 exons. Bases 1 to 492 code for a protein of 163 amino acids. The record is from RefSeq and is a predicted model, not a curated record. NCBI's taxonomy places the organism in Eukaryota, Apicomplexa, Conoidasida, Eucoccidiorida, Eimeriidae.
AUGCCAACGCAGCCUACUCUAGCGGGUGGGAAGUGGAUUCCUUCUCGUCUGUGGCUCUUGGAGUUGCGCAUCCAGGGACUUUUGCGAGCACUGCAAUUGAGUGCGGUUCAUUUGUGCAAGGCUACAGAUGGCAAUGCGCAUAUGCCGUGGCAGCCUACUCUAGUCGAUGGAGAGUGGAAUCCUUCUCGUCUGUGGCUCUUGGAGUUGGACAUCCAGCCAAGGCUGCGGAUGGAAGUGGGCAUGUGGCGGCGCAGCAUACGCCAGAGAAUGGAGAGUGGAGCCUCUCUUGUCUGUAUAUCUUGGAGCUGCGCCUCCAGGAACAACCGCGUGCACUGCAGUGGAAUACCUUUGCAGAAGCCUACCGAUAGCAAUGUGGAUGUGCCAGCGCAGCUUACUCUAGUGGAUGGAGAGUGGAGUGCUUCCCGUCUGUGGAGGUUGGAGCUGCUCUUCCAGGCAAUGGCAGUGCGCAUGUGCCGGCGCAGCAUAGGCUAG